AAACCGGAACUACAUCCGGUAUUAUUUUCAUACAACAUCGAUGCGAGAAUUCGGACUGGCCGUCCAAAUUGCGAGGUGAAAUUUAUUGGCACAAAAAUCCUGAAAGAGAUGAAAGUUAUUCAGGAGUUGGCAACUUUGUACUCAGCUCUUCUGCUCCUAACUGGCGAAUCUGGAGAGCUAAAUUUUAGGGAGAGAGUGAUUAAAUACAAGGCCGAAGGCAGAGUGCACAAGCUGAAGUGGGUGUAUGAUGGAGUGGCAUGGGAUAUCCAGAGCGGCAUCAGUGUUAAGGCAAAGCACUAUAAGAGCAAACAUGGAGCGAUUGAACACGCUGUCAAGGAACUCAUUGACAAACUUGCAUCUCAUGGGAUAAUAACAAAGUGAUGUCCAAGUUCUCAGUGAACUGUAACAUGCUAGAUUCGCUUUCUGCUCCAUACUUCUUUCCUCACUGUCCCAUAACUUUGAACUUUUUUAAAGAGGGUGAACCGUUAGUCGUAAAACAGAAACAAAACGAAAUUUUCAGGCAUAAAAAUUGACAAAUUUUAAAAGCUAGUCGCAAAGGAACUUCUCUUAAUCGCAACACAAAGAAUUUAAACCGUUAUAGCCGUAAAAUGGACAAAAUGUUAGAGUAAUUAAUCACCCCAUUGGAACCCUCUGACGUGUCAGAUGAAGUCAAUUAACAAGAGGACCAUGGAGAAUGCAAAGGGGUCAGAGCCAGAAAUAGACAGGAAAUCUUAUCACUCAUCCGUUUUUAUCAAUAAUCCGUUUUCAUCGCCGCCGGACCAUAUUUAUAAGAUUUGAUUGAUAAGCAACGUUUUUCACCCGCAUAUUUAUGCCAUGCAACGGAUUAAUUUCGAUCCUUGCGUAAAAAUACCUCACGUACGUUGUUUUUGGUUCACGGCAUUCGUUAACAAUCACGAGAAUAAUUUUUUUUGUGGACAUUCUGGAUGAGAAAAAAAAUAGUCCUUCCGUAGACGUCAUGCAUUUCCCUAAAUCUUUUUUGUUUUUGUUUUUUUGCCAUUUUGUAAUUAUGAUAUAUCAGUAGAAAUAAAAAGGGAGUUACAUAUACAUUAAUAUAAUAUAGCUGAAGAUUUAGUAUGAGGCGAGGAAACCCGUAGGGAAACCAAGAGGGUUAUACGAGCUGCAGGCUCCUAAUAUUUUACAAAGGUGAGUUAUCAGUUUUAUGGCAUGAUUUAGGUAAAAAAUAUUUUAGGUUGAAAAGGAGAGGACACACACGCAUUAAACAACUACAACAAUAACAGACACUCAAAUAAACAUAUGCUUAAAAGCAGCCUGAGAAAAAUAAGAAAAUAAAAUAAUAAAUAAAUGAAUAGUCUGCAGUA
Pocillopora damicornis (cauliflower coral) is the source of this 1340-nucleotide messenger RNA. Its product is annotated as anti-lipopolysaccharide factor. The record is from RefSeq and is a predicted model, not a curated record. NCBI's taxonomy places the organism in Eukaryota, Metazoa, Cnidaria, Anthozoa, Scleractinia, Pocilloporidae.